AACCCAAACCAGGCUUGAAACUCUUAACUAACCCUGGCUUAAUAUCUGUAUUUGAAAUCCUAAACCAGGUUUGAAACACUGAUUCGUUCACCCAAACUCGGAACCCUAUCCUGGUUUGAAACCAUACUUCUUAAUCUGGUCUUGAAACUCUAAUUCGAAACCAUAAACCUAUCAGGAAACCCUAAUUUGAACCCUUAAUCCUGGCUUGGAACUAGGGCCCAACCGAUAUGAAAAAAAUCCAAUCACCGAUUAAUCGGAUGAUAGUAAUGAAUAAAAUAACUUCCUUUUUGGUCUCUUAAUGCUUACAACAACAAAAAUGAAUUACAUGCUGAACAUUUGACUAUUUUACAAUAAUUUGUCCUAAAGUAUUUAACUUUACAACAGAGGAAUUUUCAAGUACAAGUCCAAGAGCGUGAUAUAUACUGUUCUCCAUCACCACUUGUUGCUGACUCUAAGAACCAGAAGGUUUUGCUGUAAAGCAAUAUCAUGCUCAGGAGCUUCACCUGCAGCACGAACGUAACCCAGUAAUCUGCUGAUGUUGUUGUAAAUAAUGGCGGUGUUCCCACAAAACCACGCAAUAACCGGGGCGACAUUUCAUCGUCUUAAAAUGCUUAUUGGAUAUAAUGGGGUCAGAGCUCAAGUCUAGUGGACAAACAGCUCGAGGGCGUCAUACUGUGUGACUUGAACACUGAACAGCAUUUACUGUUUCACGAGAAAGGAAGAAUAUAUCGGCGUUUAAUUGGCAAAACUCCAACCAAUUAUGAAUUGGCCUACAGAUUAAUUGGUUGGGCCAUACUUGUAACCAUACUUCCUAACCAAGACUUGAAACCCUAACCCAAGUGUGAAACCCUAAUCCCAUUUUAAAAUCCUAAUUUGAAACCCUACUAACCCAGGCUUGAAACCCUAACUCAAAAACUAAUCAUCUUACAUUAAAGAAAUAAAGAUGAUGAACUGAGUUGUUCUUUCCAGAUUCAUUUCAGUGUCAAUAAAACUUGAAACUCGGAAAGUUGUGCAAGUAUCUCGAAACACCCGCGGAAGGGAAAUGGACGCCAUGAAGAAGAAGCAGCAGCGGUGAAGACUUUCGACCAAUCAGAAGAGUUCGCAGCUGAGGAGCUGUUCAGGAAGUGAACAGAGGGGAAGUUUGGUGGUUUUCUUGCGUCACUCGCGCUUUGUGUGUGCCGAUGCAGAGUGAAGACCCGAGUCGAUCAAAACCACAAUGUCCCUGAACUGAGGACAAGACCUCAAUUCGCUUUAGUGUCCAGUUGUAUCCGGACCAAAAUCGGUCUCGAUUGGCGGUUGGAAUACAACAGCUGCGAAGCCAUGAGGAGAGUCCGGAGAAAAGGGGCCAGCAAAGACAAGGUGUUUGGUUGUGAUCUCCUGGAGCACCUGAACACCUCCGGCCAGGACGUCCCUCAGGUGUUGCGGUGCUGCAGCCAGUUUGUCGAGGAACAUGGCGUUGUGGACGGCAUCUACAGGUUAUCCGGUGUUUCAUCCAAUAUCCAGAAACUCAGGAGCGAAUUUGAGAGCGACGGGACCCCCGACCUCAGCAAGGAAGUAUACCUGCAGGACAUCCACUGCGUCAGCUCCCUGUGCAAAGCUUACUUCCGGGAGCUGCCCAACCCGCUACUCACGUACCAACUUUACGACAAGUUUGCCGAGGCUGUGGCCAUGCAACUGGAGGCGGACCGGCUGGUAAAAAUCCAAGAUGUCCUGAAGGAACUUCCGACGCCGCAUUACAGGACUCUAGAGUUUCUGAUGUGCCACCUCGUCAAAAUGGCUUCGUACUCGCCCCAGACCAACAUGCAUGCCAGGAACUUGGCCAUCGUCUGGGCCCCCAAUCUGCUUCGGUGUGGACGCCACACUUCUUCACCUGUACGAGGCUGCUCGAAAAUUCAAAUAAUUUGUCAAAUCUGCUCGUUAAGGUCAAAGGACAUAGAGGUGUCCGGCUUCAACGGCACCGCCGCCUUCAUGGAGGUCAGGGUCCAGUCCAUCGUGGUGGAGUUCAUCCUCACACACGUUCCUCAGCUGUUUCCUGAGCCGAGUGUGGCAUGCAACAGGAGAAAGUCUUUUCCCUCCCCGAUGGCCAUCUCCGGCCAGGAGGAACCCCUGUUCAAGGCUCAGCCUCCUGCCAACUUUGGACACAUCAGUCCAGGGGAUGGUCCAAUUCCAAUGAGACCAUACCACGCUAUCAUAGAAGGCACCGACAAGAGGAAGGGCUCCUUCAAAGGAAGGAAAUGGAUGUCCAUUUUCAACAUUGGCAGUCGGUUUCACGACCCAAGAAGACGGCAUAAACACUCGGCUAAAGAGAAAGACAGACCGGUGUUGCGUCCAGCUCGAAGCAUGGACUCACUCAGCAUUUCGUCAUAUUCAAAUGAAGAUUGUAUACGUCCUCUGCAUGCAUCACGUUCCGCCAAAAUGUCGGGCUUGGAAGUUACGUCGUCACCUAGCCCGUUAGGCGGAAGCGAAUAUGCCGUGACCUACCGCAGGGGAACGGGACUUGUGAGCGGGGGCACCCAGGGCACCUACACGGCCCUUGACCCCGAAGGCUUGGGAGGCACAGACGGCGACUCUGUCCAAACCAGGUCGCCGGGACUCUCCACGAAGGCGGGUCGGAGAGCGGCCAUGCACAUCACCGGCCCCACUAUGGUCACGGUGCCGCUGCACAUCACUUCCAACUUGGCUUUGGGCCUUCUACGGGGAGGCGGGAGCGACCGGGUAGUCCACCGCGGCAGGGAUAAGGAGGAAGGAGAUAAAGUGGAAAGGAAGGACAAUGUAAUAAUGGAAAUGAAAGUUGAAGAACUUAGGGAAAGUAAAGAAGAGAAGAAAGAGAUGACACACAGAAAGGAAACUGUCCUAGUAGAAGAUGCAAUUGCUUUGGUUGACAAGGAAGAAGAGGACAAGAAUGAGGAAGCAGUUGGGGAAGACUGUACAUUGGAGCUAGCAGCAAAAGAAACAUGUGCCAAAAGCUUGGAUUAUAAUGUAGAUGAAGAUGUUUGUCAACAAGAUUAUGAAGAAAUGCAAGGAGUGGCAUCAGCUGAAUGCCAUGAAAACAAUGUUUUUGAUUCUUCUGACGUCCUCAACUCCACCGAGGUAGAGCAGGACGACCAGGAGCUGUCGGGCUAUGUUCAAGACAACUUUGAAUUCCUGGAUCACAUGGACUGCAGCGUCUCCUGUCAGAUUCCUCUCCACUUCCUGCCGGACUGUGCUUCCCAAGUAAACGAAUUCUCCGUUGAACCUCCCGGACAUUCCGACGACGAAUAUGAACUCAUGGAGCAACCCUUGCAUCACACCGCGGGGCCCGACACCAGCCCAACCGUGAGCCCUGAAUCAAACAGCCAGCUUAAGUCCCACAGGCCGCAUAGUGUUGAUGUGAACGAGAGACACGCAAAAGCCCUCAGCUUGCCUCACAUGACCUCGCCUGUGUGCGAACCAGGGAAAUGUUGUUCUGACAAUGAAGACGAUGCGACAGAUGACGACAUGACUGACUACUACAGCAGUGAUGAAGACAACAGCUUGUUCGCUAAGAGCCUCCCUGCGGACUUCUUUCUAAGUAAUUCCUGUGAUCUUGAAACAAAAGAUGCGCCAGCCAUUACUGUAGAUAGCAUGCCGUUGGACCAGUCAUGUGAAGAAAGGGAAUUUAAUCCUGAAUGCUCUACCCGUAAGCAACCAAAUGAUGGUGAUGAGAGCCAGGACGACAUAGACAUAGGAGAAGAGACGAUACCACUAGACGAAGAGCGAGUCGACCAACCGGAGGGCAACAGUCUAAGAAACGACAAUUUCAGAAUCAAGGAAGAUUGUCCAGGACCUCUCCUCUUAGAAGUGCUAUCACACCAUUGUGAAGACUUAUCAACGCAAGAGCACACCGAUGAAUCAAGUAUUAAAGCCAAAGACAAUUUAGAGGUGGGAAAUGUCAGGCAGGAAGAGGAUGAAGAAAUCCAUCACUUCUCCAUCCCUGGUGGUGCUCAAAAUGAAACAUCUCCAGAAGAGGAACUCCUAGACGUUUCUGAAGAGACCACGGAGGAAUGUAAGGAGGACCAGGAUGAUGGAGAAAGGGGUAAAGGGACUGAGGAUGUGAAUCCUGAAUGUAUAAUAAGUACACUGGGAAAUCUCUCAACAGAAGAUGGCAAGGAACUGAGUUUGGGAAGGACACAGGAGGACGGCUUGCGGAUGGAUGACGCCUUUGUAAAAAUCUGGGACGAGCUCGAGGAGGUUGUGUGUGAACUGAUCGAGGACGAAGAAAGAAAGACAGUGGCGGUCGGAGAUAGCGGCGAGACCAACAAAAGAGUGACAACAUUGGGAAAGAACCCAGAGGAUAUGGAGAUCAACUUACCUGAGAGAUGUGACCAAGAUGGAGCAGUUAUGGACACAUUAGAAGAAGAAGACGAACCAAUCCUUGAGGAAGUGACAGAAACGCCAAGUCUUAGAAAUACAGACCUGAAAGCUGUCAGGUCUGACAUUCCAGAGUCCAGAGAAGGUGUGAGUGUUGAAGAGCAAGGACCAGAGAGCUGUGUACAGGAAGUGGUUACAGAAGUGUUGAUGCCCAAAGACAAACCCAUACUUGAGGAAGUGACUGUGAGGCCAAGUCUGAGAGAUACAUCCCUGAAAGAGGUCAGGUCUGAUGUACCGGAGUCUGGAGAAGGCAUAAGAUUUGAGGAGGGCAACCCAGCGUGGUGUGAACAAGAAGGUACUGUUCCAGAAAAGAUGGUGCACAAAGAAGACAGACAAAUUUCUGAGGAAGAGACAGUGACACCAAGUCUUAGUGACUCACUGCUGAAAGAGGUGAAGUCUGAUGUUCCAGAAUCCAGGGAAGAGUUGAGAUUUGAAGAGCGAGGACCAGAGAGGCGUGAACAAGAAGGUACUCUCAACAAAUUGUUGGUGCCCAAAGUUAGAGAUACACCCCUGGAAGAGGACAUGUCUGAUGUUCCAGAAUCCAGGGAAGGGUUGAGAUUUGAAGAGCAAGGACCAAAGAGGUGUGAAAAAGAAGGUACUCUUAAAGAAUUGUUGGUGCCCAAAGAAGACAAAUACAGUUGUGAGGAAGUGACAGUGACGCCAAGUCUUACAGAUACACCGCUGGAAGAGGACAGGUCUGAUGUUCCAGAGUCCAGAGAAGGAGUGAGGUUUGAAGAGCGAGGAAUAGGAAGGCAGCUGGUCAUCUCCAAACUGCCCAAAGUUUACCAAGUGAAAGCGGUGCCAGUAGUACCACCCAAGCCCCAACACUGCAAGCUAGCCGCCCGGAGUCUCCGACAACAACAGCAGCAGCGAGAGAGGAGGGACACCGACGCGCCAGACGAUGUUGGUGCCAUCUGCGGCAGGGACUCGCCCCGGAACAGCGCGCUCAGCAUGUGCUUCGACGAGGCUGUCGCCAUGGCCACCAUGAGGCGAGAAAAGGAGCGCGAAAGCGAGCGAGAGCGGCAACGGGAUUGGAUGGGUGAAGUCCAGUGACGAUCCAAAGCGACACUACUCACUAAAAGUUAAUGAUAUUGGACUUCCGGGUGAAAUUUUAGGACGAACCUUUAAUGCAGUAUAACCUUUAAAGGGGACCUUAAAGGCCCAAGAAAGUGACCAGAAAAAUGUCAUACCACAGAGAAGAGUAUUGUUGACAAGCCUGCCAAAUUUGAAUUAAUAAAAGAAAAACAGCAAGUAUAUGAAAUCAGGCUUAAAAAUGGUCCAAAAUUGCGACAUUAUUUCAGCUUUCAGACACUGUUGUUGAAAGCUCUGAAAACCCCACCCCGCGGAACGUCCAGCUGUCAAUCAAAUAUUUGGCUUCUCUCUUGGCUCCUUCCCAGCGAUGCACACGCUCUCACGGGCCGCAGUGAGGUACUCUGUGGCGGCCAGGCAGCCUCUGAGCCUCGGCGUAAUGACCGGCAGCCGUGCCAGGACAAUUUUCCUCUCCUUCGCCUCUGUUGAAUUUCAGUUGGCCAUUGGCCUUGGCAUGCUGCUGUGGCCGCCUCAAGUGCACUUGGUACCUUUAUAGUGGUGGAGGGCCGACUCAUGCUGGGUGCCCUGUUUAUGUCACCUGGCCAAAGAAUCUGGACAACUGAGAUGGUGAAAAAAGAGCUUAAUGCUACAUCUCAAUAAUUCACUACUAAAUUGUUCUGUCUUUGCACGUUUUCAACACUUCAAACAUAUUGAGUGUAUUUAGACAAUUAACACGAAAAUGACUGUACUGGAUCUUUCAUUUGAGCUUCUCUAAAUUUUUUAAUACACAUCUAACUGUUCAAUGUUUCACUACUUUUUGCACAACUUUGUGUUCUCUAAACUGAACGAUAGAAUUCUCACAGAAUUUGUCCUACUACGACAAAGAGCGUACUAGUCAAUGGACAUCAAGCAUACUGAAUACCAAUUGUGUAUAAAUAAAGCAGGAAAUGUAUUGGUCCCUUCAUGGAUCAAACACCUCCUGUGAAUUUUGCCGUUCAGCCCCUUGCUAGAUAGAUAACAGCAAAUUGUGCAAAAAGCACCGAAACACUGAACAGUUGUUUGUGCAUUCAAAAGUUGAAAGAAGGUCCAUUUAAUUUCACAUGUAAAGUUUGUAGUGCAGUUUAGGUUCAUCCUGAAAUUUCCCCCGAAAAGCCCAAUAUCCCUAAUGUUUUAAAUGAGUAGUAUAUUUCUGUUGAAGAUUUCCUCGGGACAUGUGAAUAUGGGCCAGUUUUUGGUGAAUGUCAAAGUUUGUGACAGUUAGGGGGUCUCUUUCACAGCCAAGUACUUAUCACAUAUCAUUGUUAGUCUUUACUAAACUUCAAAUUAUGCUCACUUCACGUCUGCUAGCUAUUCGUGAAUAUGUACAGUUUUUUAAAGAAAUGUAAAAUAAACAAUGACAGUUGAAAAACCUUGUCUACAUGUUAAAUACAUUAAAAACAAUUCUGUAUCAA
Molecule: messenger RNA, 6869 nt
Organism: Phyllopteryx taeniolatus (common seadragon)
Lineage: Eukaryota; Metazoa; Chordata; Actinopteri; Syngnathiformes; Syngnathidae
Gene: arhgap30
Exons: 13
Coding region: 1321-5442 (1373 amino acids)
Biological process (GO): small GTPase-mediated signal transduction
Molecular function (GO): GTPase activator activity
Source: RefSeq, a predicted model, not a curated record